Magnolia sinica is the source of this 1218-nucleotide messenger RNA. RefSeq lists its product as uncharacterized. The coding region runs from base 108 to 977 and encodes 289 amino acids. The record is from RefSeq and is a predicted model, not a curated record. Gene Ontology annotation, molecular function: tRNA 2'-phosphotransferase activity. The transcript has 9 exons. Gene Ontology annotation, biological process: tRNA splicing, via endonucleolytic cleavage and ligation. NCBI's taxonomy places the organism in Eukaryota, Viridiplantae, Streptophyta, Magnoliopsida, Magnoliales, Magnoliaceae.
CUACUGGCUACUGACAGCGUCAGUCGGCAAUCGACUUCCGAUCCAAGCACGCACACACGCAAACUCUCAUACUCGUGCGAAUAGAAGAAGGGGUCUGUCUGGUGUCGAUGUGGGCGACGGCGAGCAAUGGCCUUCGUUUCUAUCGCUACUCAGCUUUCUUCUCCCCAACUCCAUCUCUGCUAGCAGCAGCAAUAGCUCCAGCCCUAAAUCAUCAUAAGAUGGAGAAUAACCCUUCUAUAUCUGCCCCCUCUUCUUCUCUCUCCAGAAGAAGCGGGAGAGGGAGGGGUUCGAACUCUGGCAGUACUCGGACGAGAGAAGACGAGCCUCGAGGGAGAAAAGACAGCAAAAUGGACAAAAUAGACGCUCUUGGGAGACUCCUAACACGGAUUCUACGCCACAUGGCUUCCCAACUGAACUUGGAAAUGCGGAGUGACGGGUACGUUAGUGUGCGUGAUCUGCUGCAGUUGAAUAUGACCACCUUCGCCAACGUGCGAUUGAAAUCGCACAUCCUUGAUGAUAUUAAAGAGGCUAUCAGGAGGGACAAUAAGCAACGAUUCAGUCUCUUGGAAGAAAAUGGAGAGCUCUUGAUACGUGCAAACCAGGGGCAUACGAUAGAGCUUAUUGAAUCUGAAAGGUUAUUAAAGCCCAUCUUAUCUGCAGAUGAAGUUACAGUAUGUGUGCAUGGAACCUAUAAGAAGAAUCUGGAAUCAAUCUUGCAAUCCGGUCUCAAACGUAUGAAAAGGUUACACGUUCACUUCUCGAGUGGGUUGCCAUCAGAUGGAGAAGUAAUUAGCGGCAUGCGGCGGGAUGUUAAUGUAUUGAUCUUCUUAGAUGUCAGAAAGGCAUUAGAAGAGGGAAUGAAGCUUUACAUUUCGGACAACAAAGUGAUCUUGACGGAAGGUUUCGAUGGCAUCGUUCCCAUCAAAUACUUUGAAAAGAUAGAAACAUGGCCCGGCAGGCAACCCAUUCCCUAUUAAAUAGCUGUGGUCGACAGGGAUGAGGAUGAUUUUAGAGCACUCAUUGGAAUUCUCUCUCUCUCUCUCUCUCUCUUCUGUUUUUUUUUUUUUUUGGCAAAAAUGUAUGUAUAAGCACAGCGAGUAUAAUAAUUUCAGCUAAUGUUAUCCAGUAUUGAAGAAAUCAAUCUAAAGACCGAAAGGCUGGAGAGAAGGUUCUGUAAUUUUUCACUUUUAAGUGAUGCAUGCCUCAGACUCAUUUUUU